Pleuronectes platessa (European plaice) is the source of this 8519-nucleotide messenger RNA. RefSeq names its product beta/gamma crystallin domain-containing protein 1. NCBI's taxonomy places the organism in Eukaryota, Metazoa, Chordata, Actinopteri, Pleuronectiformes, Pleuronectidae. The record is from RefSeq and is a predicted model, not a curated record. The coding region runs from base 640 to 7890 and encodes 2416 amino acids. The transcript has 23 exons.
AGCUCUGCAUGUUUGCUGAUAGAGGCCCAUGUCUGGGAUCGGACUGUGGAACUCUUCACUGGGCUGAACAUUGAGCUACACAAUCACGAUAAGUGUAGAGUUUUCUGCGUUGUUAUUGUUUUGGUUUGGGUCUUUAUAUUUGAAUGUGUGUGGCGUGGCUUGAUUACAGCUUUCAGUGUCUAUUUUUAGGUGUGAAAUGUGAAAUGCAAACACCGAGGACAGUCUAUAGGACAUUGUCCUGCAGCAAUCACAGUCUGUGUGUUCGCAUGUGGCCCUUACACAGUUGCACAAUGAAGCCUCCAUAUCUGGCUGCUGUGUCACGACGCUGACGAGCCUCGGGGUGUGUGUACCUGGCCCGGGCAGAUUCCACCUAACCCCCGUCAGCCCUUUUGGGAAAGACAAUAACUCCUCCAAAAAGUCACCAUGACACAAGUGGUGCAGAACCACAGCCACAGCUGGUGCUUUCUUCUUUUCGUGCGCAGUGAAUAUUCAUCGGAUCUGUGCGCACAGGAGUGCGGCGGUUUUUACCCCAGGGAGGAGGAGGGAGGCACUGGAAGACUUCGACCCGUGUGAGGUGCUUCUGCAGCCGCUGCGCUAAACCGAGACGACGGGGACACACUGGAGGGACUUUAUGAAAUCAUGUCUGAGAGCCCCGAGGAGCAGCCGAGCACCGGGGUCCUGGGCCGUAUUGGGAGCUGGUUAUCUCCUUGGAAGGCAAAGGGUCAGAAGAGUCCAACUGAAGAUGACCCCCCGACCGGGGAUCAGGCUUGUUGGUCAGGGGAAGGCGAGGAGAGUGAGGAGUCUGUGAGACCCUGGGCGGGGGAACAACAGUGGCAGGAGGAGGAGAAGAAGGACCAAAGCUCUGGUCCCAAUCCGCUUGGACUCUCCAGAGACAGUUUCCUUUGUGAGAGGAGGGACGCCACGCAGUCUGCCCGCAGACACGACUCUGCUGGCGCUGACCGGGCCCACACCCAGAGACAAGCACAGGCCCAGGCAGGCCGGAGGCUCCAUGUGUACCUGGAGGAGACCAGCGUGUUUCACCACGGCCAGGUCGCCACACAGGAAGUCGUCCGCACCAAAGUCACAGAAAGCCUACAGAUCCCCCAAAAGACAAAAUCAUCCCCUAGCUUUGAUUUAACAAACGGCCCAACCUCAACAAGUGCAGAGAGCAGAGGGACAAGAGUGAGGCCUGCAGCUGAGGCACAGAGCUAUUACAGCGAUCCAGUGGGAGUGCCACCGAAAUCACACAAAGACCCAGAGUUAGAGCCUGAACUUGAUCAAGAGCAAACAGAGGCAGACAGCAUGGGGCGUAAAAAUGCAGCCAAGAGGAGACAGAGGAAGAACUCUCAGGGAGAUGGGGUGAGCAGCCCCCAGGAGAAAAUGCCUCCCAGUGCCCAGCCUUUCCCAGAGGGUUCCCUCUCAUCAGAUAAAUCAGUGACCAGUCCUCAGGGCAAAAGUCCAAGCACUCACAUGGGAGAGCCGUCUGAAAGCUCCUCCCCCAGUCCAAACCUCAUCUCUAAGGACUUGCCUAAGGGAGGGGAAAACAAGACUUCCUGCUCUGAUAGCGACAAGCAGUUGGACGACUUCCAGGAUUCAAACUCAGUCGUUGCAGACACUCUGGUGUGGGCGGUUGAUGGGGACGCAGACAUGGAGGACGACAGCAGCCUUUACAAAGUGGAGAGGAAGACGGAGACACCGGAGUCUAAACGCAGGAGUAUGAAGGUUUCCCGGAGCGAGGUGAAGCUCUUUAGAAAACAUGUGCCGCUGGAACCCGCACAAAGUCCUGCGGGAGACGUCCAGGAUUAUAAAUCAAAGUUAAAGAACGACCGAGGCGAAGAAAAGGAAAAACCCAAACCGGAGACUAAUGCAAGACUACAAGACCUGAAGAAAACCGCAGAGGAGCCAAAACCAGUCGUCGGUCGGAUCACAGAUAAAAUCAGCCUCUUCGAGCACCAGCAGGGGGGUGAGGGCUUCAAGAAGACCUUCCAAACCCCGAGAAGCGCCGACGUCUCCCCGGUCAGGAUUGCCACAGACAAGCUUAAAGCAAUUCCCGAGUUGUCAUUCCCGAGGUCAAGAUCGGCUGAACGCAACGCCACGGUCAAACCCAACGCCCGGCCACUGGUUGGGGAGAAACCAAUGACAAUCAAGGAACGAGUGAGGAACUUAACGGAGGCAUCUUCGUCAGAGGCUAAGCCCGCUGUGCCUCAAAAGCCAACCAUGACAGGAAUGUCUAAAAAAUCCACAUCCUCUGUGGCAGCCGCUGCCAUAGAGUUGCCAGAACAGGACAGUCAGGGUAAACUGGAUGUGAAAACAGCAAAGUCAGAGAUAACAAUAAAACCUGAUGGACGAGAUACCACGUCUGUAGGGGUAAACAUUUCCAUUCCAAAGGAUCAACCGACCGACUCUAAGAAAACCGACGCAGUGACCUGUAAACAAGGAGAUCAGGGUGUGAAACCUAAGAGCUUUGAAUCAGACAUAUCGGCUAAAGUAACGGCUGAUUCUUCAGAAACCGCUGGGGACAUUAGUCAGCUGCCAAAAGGUCCGAGCAGAACGGGCUCACGCUCUAAAAGAAGGAAAAGCAGAGAUCCUAAAAGUCCCCUCAGCCCAAACAGCGAAAACAGAUCAACACCCGGAGAGCCUACAAGUUCCCUCAGCCCAAACAGCGAAAACAGAUCUACACCCGGAGAGCCUACAAGUUCCCUCAGCCCAAAUAGCGAUAACAGAUCUACAUCCAGAGAGCCUACAAUCACAAUCAGCCCAAAAAGCGAUAACAGAUCUACACCUAGAGAAACUACAACUCCCAUCAGCCCAAACAGCGAAAACAAAUCUACACCCAGAGAGCCUACAAGUUCCCUCAGCCCAAACAGCGAAAAAAGAUCUACACCUAAAGAGCCUACAACCACCACCAGCCCAAACAGUGGAAACAAAUCUACACCCAGAGAGCCUACAACCACAAUCAGCCCAAACGGCGAUAACAGAUCUACACACAAAGAGCCUAGAAGUCCCAUCAGCCUGGAAGGUGAAAACAAAUCAACACCCAGAGAGCCUACAGCUCCCAUCGGCCCGAAAAGUGAAAACCAACCCACACGUAAGACAGAGGUCAGAGAGCAGGUGGAUAAUAAAGUGGUGUCUGCCGCCAAAAAGCUCACAGCCAAUGAAGGAAAUACAUCAGAAAAACCGUCGCUGUCUGAUGCCAAACAAAAAGCUUUUAAAGAGGAAGCGGAUGUUUCUGCAAAACUGGAAAAGAAGUUUGACUCAUUUAUAAAAAAGAAUGUUGACAAACCAGCGAACGCACAGAAGGGAUUCCCCGAUCCGUCUGUCAACAAAGACGAACCUGAUGCCCCCGCUCGUAACAGAGGAACAAGGAAGCCCAUUGACAAGGAUCCUGUAAUUUCACCCCGAAAGGAGGGAAAGGCCGGGGGUCUGGUUUUCACACAGGAGAGAGAAAAAGCCUCCAAGGGCAGCGGGGAGAAUUCAGCCCCCUCUCCCUCACCCUCUGCUGACCAGCCUCCCUCGACGGAACAGGCCCCACCUGUUGAAAACCUCAAAUCUGAUAAAGAAUGUUCUGUUCAACACGACUCGAGAAGCAAAGAAAAAGUGAGGCCGCCCGGUCAGAGAGACAAAGGGCAAAAAUCGCAACCUCAAGACAAGAGCACGGACGUGAUAAAGCCGACUGGGAGUGAGGAUGCCGAGAGGCAAGAAAAGUCGGGGAGAGAAAAAGCAAAUCAGACUGAGAAGAAAGACAAAGAUAAAACACAGCAGCUCCGGCAUUCAGACUCCAAGACAGCGGGUGGUCAAGGUGACUCGGGGAAGGAGGGAACGGCUGCGAAGGGCGAUGGAACAAAAAUAGCUGAAAGAAAAGAGGAGCACAUCAAAGACAGGACGAAACAGGAAGCUGAGAAACCAGAGCCGGCCUCUCAGUCCUCCGUAACAACCAGCGGAUCAUCAGAAGAUCACAAAGGUCCGAGGGCGGCAACGACACAACCAGAAAAAGUCGUCCAGACUAAUGAGGCGGAGAGUCGGACCAAGCCUGACAAAGGGUCUUUGAGGGGAGCAAUAGAAACAACAGUGCAGACAGAAAGCUCUGGAACAGAAGUAUGUCCCGUGGCCAUUGCAGCCGAACCACAGCCUAAUUCUGUAUUAGUGGAAAAAUCGAAGCAUUCACCCGAUGACUCACAUACAGACAGAGCUAAUGAUGUCGAGUUCUCUAGCUCCGAGCCUAAUUCCAAAGCUACAGCAGCGGCCGAGGAGGUGUCCGUAAAAGCCUCCAAUUACCCUCCAGCUCGGAAAAAUGUACAGACGGGCAAUAUUUCUGUCUCUAAACCUAAGAGAAGCCCGAGAGCAGGACAGGAUGACAGGAAAAACACUGUUAAAGCAGAGCCCUCAGAGGAGAAAAUCUCAGGAGAUGUUGCAAAACUAGUCCCGAGCUCUACUCGCAUGAGCACAGAAGAAAAAGCACAGCGUCGUCCUGAUGGUGGCGCUUUAAAACCCACAGUUCAUGAGACAGAGAGGACAGCUGAGGAAACAUCCAGGCCCCUACCAAAGGAGCGUCCUCUAGUUCCUAAUGGUGACAUCACAUCACAUUCACCAAUCCUCACAGUCAAAAAGGAAGCACCCUCUUCCCCAGAGGCAGACAAACUGACCCCAGGGUCACCCCAGCGUUUGCCCAUGAAGAAGCUCCAUUUGCCACGGGGACUAAGCAGGGAUGAUGCUACGAGCCAACAAGACGCUCCCUCCAGCUGGCUGGAUGUGGACUUCCCUAAACGGAGACUGAAAGUCUCCGAGCCCAAACUGAGCUCCUCAGGGAGUGAAAGCAACCUCCUGGACAAUGAUCUGGACGACGAUGAUUUCGUAGAGAAGAUAAAGAAACUCUGCGCCCCCUUCUCCUUCCCGCCGCGCAAACACACCCAACUUAGGCCACCUCAGCCCCUGUUUGCCAUGCCGGCGAUCAAAGAGGCCCGCUUCGAAAAGACGUUUGACCCCGAUGAGUUUAAGUUCGGCUUGAGGAAGAAGGAUAAUUUCAAAUUAGAACUGCCGAGCAUGUUAGCCAAGCACAAGAAAACCGAGGAAAAAUCUGUUGUGAAGCCUGCAAGGGCCAGUUUUGCCGAUAGAAGCCUGCUGCUCAGCAGCCUGGACAACGACACUCGGCUCAGGGAGAAAACCCCGGUGAAGGAUGAGGAUGAUGGCAAAGAGGAGAAAGACAAUAAGAUCAAGGUGAAGUCUCGCUUGGAGGGAAGCUGUGUCCUCAACAGCCUCACCUCCAGCAGCUUCAGAGGGAAGAGAAAUGGAGCUCAAGCACAGGCAGACGCCAGCAGCUCUGGGGAAGUUUCUCCCAGCAGUCCCCCCCAGCUGAGCCCUCCACCCCUGCCAAGCCCAACGGCCCAAGCCCCAGUCAAAGACACACUGGCCAAGCCGAGCUCUGCCCUGAGCGGCAGAGAGGAAGCCCAGGCCGCGGAGGCUGUGGUCAAUGACUCAGGUCCUCCACUUCCUUCCUUUAACGACAUCAAGCUGCCAGACUAUUUGGAGAAGUUCCUCCAGCGGGAACCAGCAAAACCAGUGCAAAGCACACAAGGACAAGAGGAAGUCAAUAGAAAGGUUAUCGAGAAAAUGCCGACUGUGGUUCCUGGGGGUGAAGCAGACGUGGCUGUAAAACCAGGUCCGCUGCUUCCUGAAGCUGUUCCUCCACGUUUCCCUGGGAUUCCUCCGAACACACAUCCUGCUCUGCCUGAGAGGCCUCUGGCUCCGCCGCAUGAGAAACCUGCUCAUCAUAUAAGAGUCGCCAAGGGAUUUCACAAGCGUCCUGGAAAGAUGGUGUUAUUUGAGAAACCGGAGUUCAGUGGCCAAGCGUAUGAGAUUCACAGGGACGUAGCAGAUGCCACGGCUCUGCAGCUCUCGCCCCUCAUAUCUGUGAAGGUUGUCAGAGGAUGCUGGGUGCUCUACGAGAAACCCGACUUCCAGGGCCGCACCAUUGCCUUGGAGGAGGGGGGAAUAGAGCUGACGAACAUGUGGGCCGAGCCCGCUUCGGAGACAGAACCACAAAACCUCCCGCCCAUGCUGAUUGGUUCUGUUCGACUUGCUGUCUGGGAUUACAGCAUUCCCCAUAUUGAUCUGUUUACUGAACCAGAGGGCCACGGGAGAGUAACACCGUACCACGAUGACACAAUAGAGACGGGCUCGUUUGGCGUCCCGCUGAGCACGGCUUCCAUCCAAGUGCACUCUGGGGUGUGGUUGCUGUUCAGUGACCCGGGGUUCCAGGGUAUGCUGGCUGUGCUGGAGACAGGGGUGUACCCUUUCCCUGAGGCCUGGGGCUUCCCCUCACCCUUCGUGGGAUCUCUCAGACCUCUGCGAAUGGGCACUUUCAAAGUGGAGAAUCCCAAUGAAGUCAAGGCUGUGGUGUAUGAACAGCCUGGCUUCGAAGGCUCCUUCUUGGAAAUCGACAGCGAUGUUUUCAGCUUUAGCGAGGACGAUGGAGACGUGGACGCUGAAAACCUCGACACCAGCCGGCUGAAGGCUGUGGGCUCACUUAAGAUCAUCGGAGGACUCUGGGUGGGCUACAGCCAGCCGGGGUUCGAGGGCCAGCAGCACAUCCUGGAGGAAGGAGAGUACCUGGACUGCAGCGAGUGGGGGGGCUUGGAGCAGCUGCUGUCAAUCAGACCAAUACUGGCUGAUUUCUUGUCGCCCCACCUGAAAAUGUUCAGCGACAGAGAUUUCGGGAAGCUGGGAGUGAACAUCGACCUCACGGUGCCCGUCAUCAACAUGGACGACACGGGCUACGGCCUGAAGACGCAGUCCAUCGAUGUCGUCGGUGGCGUCUGGGUGGUGUUUGAAGAACCAGGCUUUUGUGGCGAGUCCUACAUCCUGGAGAAAGGCCUGUAUGGGAGCCCGGAGGACUGGGGGGGGCUGCAGCCCCGGGUUGCCUCAGCGAUGCCGGUCAUUCUGGAUGAUUUCGAAAACGCAGCCAAGUUUAAGGUGCAGCUUUACUCUGAUCCCGGUUUUCAAGGCUCCGUCGUGGCUCUGGAGGACGGCGCCGCCUCCCUGCAAGACGGCUUCUCUGUGGCCUCCUGCAAGGUUGUGGCUGGCAACUGGGUGGCGUUUGAGGGUGAGGCGUUCACAGGCCGGAUGUAUGUGUUAGAAAUCGGGAGCUACCCAGACCUGAGGUCGAUGGGCUGUGCUGGCGGCUGCUCCUCCAUCCUCUCGCUGCAGACUGUCGGCUUUGAGUUCUCUCUGCCGUCCAUCACUCUUUUCGAGCGCUGCGGCCUGCGGGGGAAGAGGCUGGUGCUGACCGACGGCUGCGUGAACCUUCAGCUGGCUGGAGGCUGCAGCCGAGUUCAGUCUGUGCUCGUGGAGGGAGGCAUGUGGAUUCUUUACGAGGGAAUCAACUACCAGGGAGCUCAGAUUUUACUGAAACCCGAUGAGAUUCACGACUGGCGGAAGCUCAGCAGCUGGAACAAGAUCGGGUCCCUCCGCCCUCUGUUACAGAAGCAGGUGCACUUCCGUGUGAGGAACCGCCAGUCGGGGCUCAUGAUGUCGGUGACGGGGGAUUUAGACGAAGUGAAACUGCUGCGGAUUCAAGAGACGGAGGAGACGGGCGGAUUCGAGCAGAUCUGGAUCCAUCAGAACGGACAUCUCCACUGCAAGCUGCUGGAGGAGUGCAGCCUGGGUCCCAGCGGCAGCCUGACGAUGGCAGGAAGCCGCGUGGGUCUCACCCAAGAGGCAGGCGACCACGUCCACCUCUGGAGCAUCACCCCCGACGGCUUUAUCCGCUACACCCCCUCCUCUAAUCUGGUCCUGGAAGUCAAAGGUGGCCACAACUACGACAAGAACCAACUCAUUCUGAACACCCUCGACGCAAAUAAACCCCAACAAAGGUGGGAUGUGGAGAUUAUCUGAAAAACAUCUCUGAAGCUGCUUGACAGGAUCUUAAUAUCACCCGAGUGCUGGAGGUCGAGGUUCGCUGGAGCAGAGCGGAGUUCAUGGAGAGGAUGUACGAAUACCCACUGAAUAUACAAAUGGAGUCUGAACUCGUUAUACUUCAUAUAUCCAAAGAUUUGUAUUUUAACUUUUCGAUGAAUACAUUUGUUUGCCUCGAUGUUAAUUAACUUAAAACAGUGUUAACAUGUCUUCUUGUAUUUGCAUUCGAUGUUCCUCAUUGUAUUCCAGCUGCACGCACAGACAGUAAACAAAAAACGAUUUCCUCUAAAAUGUCUUUUUAUCGUUGUUUAAUCAACAUCAUACACACACCUGUCUUUUGUUAACAAAAUAAAAGUAUUUUUGUCAAUAAAUACAUUGUACAGUAGAAUGAGCUGCUACUUGGGGUACUACAGUGUGGAAGCUGGUAAAGUUCCAGUAUUUGUUGUUCCCUCACAGGCUUUUUCAGCUCAGAGUAAUAACAUGAGAUGCAUGAUGGGAAUAUAAGCGCUCCUGGAGACUGUGCAAAUGUAAAAUAAUGUAAAUAAUUCUCUGCCUUAUUGUGCUGCUUCAUCUUGUACUGGACAUAAACGCAUCUAUUGACAAACUUC